Messenger RNA from Naegleria gruberi, 3035 nucleotides. Its product is annotated as exocyst complex component Sec3. The record is from RefSeq and is a predicted model, not a curated record. The transcript is spliced from 4 exons. Gene Ontology annotation, cellular component: exocyst; plasma membrane. Bases 1 to 3021 code for a protein of 1006 amino acids. NCBI's taxonomy places the organism in Eukaryota, Heterolobosea, Eutetramitea, Acrasida, Naegleriidae. Gene Ontology annotation, biological process: Golgi to plasma membrane transport; exocytosis. Gene Ontology annotation, molecular function: phosphatidylinositol-4,5-bisphosphate binding.
AUGAGUAGCGAAGCAUUGUGGAAGGAACUCAUCCAACAAUUAUUCGCUAUUGCAAGUGGUGAACAGUUGAUUUCCGUGAUCAACGUACAACAUGUUGUUAUUGAUAAGAAGAGAGGUAAAAUUAUGGAGGAUAGAAUUGUUUGCUUGACAACAAAAAAGAAGAUGAUUACUACCUCUAAAAAGAAGAAGGGAUACACAAUUCAAGUUUUAGUUAUUAGACGUGAUAAAGAAGGAAUUUUCCACAUUGAAAAAUCCUAUAAAUUGAAGAGAUUGGCUAAAAUUGAAGGUUCCGAAGAAGGAUCCGAUAUGGAAUUUAUUUUACAUUUUACAAACCAUGUAAAGCCAUUCAAAAUUAUAAGCGAUAACGUCGAACAAAAGAACAUUUUUAUUUCUAAAUUAUUACAAGUCUGUAGAGAAAAUUUUGGAACUGAACCAGUAUUGGAAAACAUUAAUCUUGUUGAAUUAUCGGAUUAUAUUGUAGAGGAAGAAGAAAAUGAUGAGGAAAAUUUAUUUAAAGAUGAAAUUGGAGAUGUCUCUCAAAGAGAUUUAGUCACUGAGGAAGAAGAAAAGAUUAUGAGAAAAGUGUUGGAACAGUUUAAUGAAGAUAUGAGUGACGCAAAACAAGUAUCAUCCCAACUCAACCAAAGAUUGGCUAUUUAUGAAAGAGAAAAUAUUCAUGCAAUCUUACAAAAGCAAGAUCAAUGGGAAAUGAUUAUUCAACAACUUGACAAUACAGAAAAUUUACUUGAAGAUAUGAACGAUUGGUUAGAGAAAUAUAACAAGAAAUUGAUGCUCAUGCAAAAAGAUAUUGUUCAAAUUGAAUCUGAAAAUAACAAUAUGGAACUUCAAGCCAGAAACUUGAAAUGCCUCUCUGAUGAACUGGACUCUUUAAUUAAUACAUUGGAAUUUGCUGAUAGUUAUGAUAAAAGUAUCCAAAAUGAUCCUUUUGAUGGUAAAUUAAAUAAGAUUAAUGAUGCUGUGGAAAAACUGCAAUCAUCUCUCAAUAACAAAUUACAAGAUGGUAUGGACGAUAUGGUAGCUGUAAAGGAACGUGUAAAAUAUUUCCAAGAGUUGAGAUUCAACUUUGUAUAUAGAUUCAAAAUGUUUAUGAAGUCUUACUUUAAAAAACUUGCCUCUCAACUAUUAAAACAAAGAGGAAAGAACUACAAAUAUUCCAUAGAUCUUAAAACUGUAAAUUAUAAUAGUUAUCAUAGAGAUAUGAUUCAGAUCCACAAAGAUUGCAUUCACAAAGAAUUAUUAAAAUAUUCUAUUCUCAUGGAAUGUGUACAUUCCACACAAAAUGCUGUAAAAGACCAACAAUUAUUCGAAGUACUUAAAGCCAAGUGGAAGGAAUCUCAAAAGAGAUUUUCACUCACUCUAAUGAAGAAGGACAAAAUGAUGGAUAAACCAUUAGAAAUGUUACAAGGAAAAUAUACAAAAGCAAUGUCUACCUUGUAUCAUAAGGAAAUCCAUGAAUAUAUUCUCGAUGUUAGAUCUGUAAUCAAGUCCAAAAAAGAAAACAAGGUCAGCAAAACUUUCUUGUUGGGUACAAAGAGUACACAAUUAACAGAAAAAAUUGUUAAAGAUACAAAGCAUACAUCACUGAGAAAAUCCAUCAAAAUUCCAAAAUCAGUAUCAGAUUCAAUCUCAAAGGCUACAAUGAUGGAUGAUGAAUCUACACUAGGUACUGAAAUUGAUUUUUCAGAUGAAGAAGAAGAUUUUGAUGAUGAAAUUAUUGAAUAUGUAAAACCUCAACAGUCUGAUAUUUCAUCCAGAGUUGACACUCUUUAUGCUUACUGCUUGAACACUAUUUGUAGCACAAUGUUCCAAGAACAACAACAUAUUUCUAAAUUAUUCUUAAUGGAUACCAGUUUGGAGGAAGUUCCAUUUGUAACAUUUGAUGAACAGUACGAAAGUGAAGAUGAAACUCAGAGCACAGAAGGAGAUCAGAAAAAAUCUCUUGAUAUUGUACCAGGAGCAGCAGAAACUAGUCAAAACUCUCUAAAAUCAGAGGUUUAUGUAAUGAUGGAAAAGAUGUUCAAGGAAACCAAUGAAAGUAUGGCAAAGAUUACCAAAUAUGUUGAGUCUAAUACUGACAAAUUUUAUUCUCUUUCUAUGAGUUUAGCUGCUGAAAGACAAUUCAGAUACUAUAACGGAAAAAGUGUUUACAUUUCAGAAUAUAUUUUAUAUGUCAAGACACUCAUUCAGCAGAUUAUCCACAAGUUUAUUUCAAAACAAAUAGAAUCUAUUGAGGAAUAUAAGUGCACCAUCAAAAAGACACAUGUGGUUCCUUAUAUUGCCAAGUUUUCCUACUUUAACGAUAGAUUUGAAAGUAUCAUGAUGAACUUUUCAGAUAUGAGUACUGCUAGAUCAAGUGCCACGACUGAUUAUUUAAAGAUUAUCAAAGCUAUGUUUGAUUCUUUGGAGAAACUUGCCAAUACCAAUGAAAAGCAUGCUUCUGCAUUUAGAAUGAAGAACUACUCAUAUUUCUAUCACUCCUUACUGAAGAGACCAAACUUGUGUCAAAAUGAGUUGCUUGCAAAACAAGCUGAUAUUGCCAAGAAGAGAUUCGAAGAUGCUUGCAGAUUCUAUAUCCUCUGGAUGAUUAACUUUAGAUUUGAGCAAUUAUUCCAAUUUAUUGAUGGUUUGGAAGAUUGUAUUAAAACCACAUCAAAGGAAGACAUUAUUUAUCAAACUCAAUUCUCCAAGUCUAAAGUUAAGGAAUUAAUCAAAAAGUAUGAUCAAACUGUUCUCCAAAAAGGAAUUACGGACCUAAUGAAACGUACGGAUAAACAUAUUGGACAAAAGAAUGUGGAUGAGUCUACCUACAAAAUUCCAAAAGCCAUUGAGGAAAGAGGACCAAAAGCUCUUCACAAAGAAGUCUGGUCCAGAUUGAGAAAAUUCUUCACAACAAAAUAUGAAAGGUUUGAAUCAAUCAUUACAGAAAGCUAUCCAACAUGCAAACCAACUAGUUCAAAGGAAGUGGAAGCAAUAUUUGAUUCUUUGAAUAUUAAAGAUUAAAUAGAUGUCAUCAA